Messenger RNA from Hordeum vulgare subsp. vulgare (domesticated barley), 1315 nucleotides. Its product is annotated as 36.4 kDa proline-rich protein-like. The transcript has a single exon. The record is from RefSeq and is a predicted model, not a curated record. Lineage: Eukaryota; Viridiplantae; Streptophyta; Magnoliopsida; Poales; Poaceae. Bases 68 to 949 code for a protein of 293 amino acids.
CACAAACCCUAGAAGCACUCAUCAAUCCACUCCUCCUGUCCACCACCACUACCACCAGCUUGCAGCCAUGGCGGCGAGCACGAAGAAGCUCGGUCCGCUCCUGCUGACCCUCCUCCUGCUCCUCACCACCGCCGUCGCGGCGCCCGCCAUCGACUGCGACUGCGACAACCCCAAGGCCCCCAAGCCUUCCCACCCGCCCAAGACCAAGCCCCCCACCAAGGGCCCCAAGCCGGGACCCAAGGGCCCUACCUACCCGUCGCCGGCGCCCAAGGGCCACCUCCCGCGCCCGCCGGUCGUCGGCCCGCCGAAGGGCCACCUCCCGCGCCCGCCGGUCGUCGGCCCGCCGAAGGGCCACGUCCCCCGCCCGCCGGUCUACGGCCCGCCCAAGGGCCCCGUCACACGCCCGCCGGUCUACGGCCCGCCCGUCGUCGUCGGGCCGCCGGUGACCUACCCCACGCCGCCAGUCACCGCACCGCCGGUCACCUACCCCGCGCCACCGGUGACCGCACCGCCGGUCACCUACCCCGCGCCACCGGUGACCGCCCCUCCGGUCACCUAUCCUGCGCCACCCGUGACUGCCCCUCCGGUCACGUACCCUUCGCCUCCGGUGACCAACCCGCCGGUCACGUACCCGUCGCCACCGGUGAACACGCCGUGCCCUCCGCCACCGCCGGCGACGCCCGCGGCGCAGACGUGCCCGGUGGACUCGCUGAAGAUCGGGGCGUGCGUGGACCUGCUGGGCGGGCUGGUGCACGUGGGCCUCGGCGACCCGGUGGUGAACAAGUGCUGCCCGCUGCUGCAGGGUCUGGUGGAGCUGGAGGCGGCGGUGUGCCUGUGCACCACCAUCCGGCUCAAGCUCCUCAACAUCAACCUCGUCCUGCCCCUCGCCCUCCAGCUCCUCCUCACCUGCGGCAAGACCCCUCCCCCCAGCUACACCUGCUCCAUCUAGUCGAGCUAAUUAACCUCGGUGAACCAGUGUACUUGGAGAUGGAUUCAUGCAUCGACAUGAGAGGAUGUCAAACGUCGUCGCCAAGUAGCUAGCGCUAGUAGCGAGCAAGAAGAAGAAAGAGAUCGAUCACCAAAGAACGGAUCGAUGGGUGUCUAUGUUUCGUCAUUUCUUGUGGUUUCCUUUUUGUGUUUGGUUAUAUUAGCCUAUUAUAGGUCUGUGUGUUGUGGUUUGAUCGAUGCAGGAGGUGAUAAUCGGUGUGUGUUCUAUUAGUUAAUUGUGAUGGUCACAACUGAUGACCAAUUGAUUGGCUAAUCCAGCAAACAGUAGUAAGAUUCCAUGCCAUGAAUAAUUCUCAGAGUUGUCCCA